Messenger RNA from Panicum hallii, 1567 nucleotides. Its product is annotated as peptide chain release factor 1. Gene Ontology annotation, biological process: translational termination. The coding region runs from base 418 to 1362 and encodes 314 amino acids. The record is from RefSeq and is a predicted model, not a curated record. Lineage: Eukaryota; Viridiplantae; Streptophyta; Magnoliopsida; Poales; Poaceae. Gene Ontology annotation, molecular function: translation release factor activity, codon specific. The transcript is spliced from 11 exons.
GCAGCAUCACCUACGCCGAUGCGGCGGCGGAGCUUUCGCCGCGCUCCGACGGCUCCGCCGCAUCCCUUCCGCUGCCGCAGCGGCGCCCCCGGCGACCUGGAGGCGUCCCUGCCCUCCUCCGCGGCUCUACUCCACCGCCGAGUUUGAACUGCCGCAAGAAGAGCAGAGCACUCUGGAAAUCUCGUUUCAGCCCUCUUUUUUUUGCAUCAGAGAUGAGCCAGCAACUGCCUGCGAACCUGGUGGCGAUGAUGGAGCAGAGAAUGAAGUUGAUCGAGCAGAGGAGUGCGUAUCUACAGGAGCAAAUCAACCAGGUAAUUUCGGAUUGGCGAGCUCGUCUUUAAUGAUUCAGAACAGCCAGCUGCCUUGCCCGAAGAGUACUCUAGGGCUAACAAGGAGUUCCGCAAGCUGGAGAGCACCAUGGAGUUGAUCAAUGGGCUGAGGUCGAAACGGGAGGAAAUCGAAGGUUUGAAAUCUUUGGUAACAAAUUCCCGUGAAGAGAAAGACAUGCGCGAGAUGGCAGCAGAAGAGCUACUUGAGGCUGUCGAGGAGGAGAAACAAUUGCAGCAUGAACUGUUUAGAGCUUUGCUUCCCAAAGAUGAAGCAGAUGAGAGGGAUUGCAUACUGGAGGUGCGUGCAGGAACUGGAGGAGAAGAGGCAUCUUUGUUUGCAAUGGAUAUAUUCAGAAUGUACGAAAAGUAUGCCCAGAAGAACGGGUGGAAAUUUGAUGUCAUUGACAUAAUGGAGUCUGCUGUUAAAGGAUACAAGGAAGCUAGUGGAACAAUAUCAGGUCCUGGGGCAUUUGGCAAACUGAAGUUUGAGAGCGGCAUUCAUAGAGUUCAGCGAGUGCCAGUGACCGAAAAAUCUGGACGGGUGCACACUAGUGCUGUAUCAGUUGCUGUUCUUCCUCAAGCUGAUGAGGUUGAUGUCCAACUGCGGAAUGAGGACCUGAGAAUUGAUACCUACAGAUCAGGUGGCUCUGGAGGUCAGUCUGUUAAUACAACUGACAGCGCAGUUAGGAUAACUCAUAUUCCAACCGGAACAGUGGUUGCAAUUCAAGACGAGAGAUCACAGCACAUGAACAAGGCCAAAGCUCUCAAAGUUCUCCGAGCACGAUUGUAUGAAAUCGAAAGGCAAAGACUCCACAUGGACCGAUCAAAGCUUCGAUCAGAGCAGAUUGGAAGUGGUGACAGGUCUGAGCGAAUCAGAACAUACAACUUUCCUCAGGGCCGUGUCACAGAUCAUCGUGUUGGAAUCACUCACCACUCCAUAGCAGAUGUCAUGGAAGGGGAGAACCUGGAUGUAUUCAUCGAUGCACUCCUGCUCCAAGAAGAGAUGGAUGCAAUUGCUUCAUUCGCAGCAUAACCACUAAAGUGAUGAACCCUUAGAGCAAUGAACCAUGUCAUGAACACAACAGAGGAGACUGAUGAACAAUACAUAACACUGAACUGGCAAAGUCAAGAUGAACUUCCGGAUUUGCUUUUGGCCUGUUUUUCCUGCAUCGGAAUAUGUAACUUUACAUGUGCAGAAUUUUGGUUUCGGUAGUAGCAUAUUGAUGUGUCAGGUGCUA